Cinara cedri is the source of this 3073-nucleotide messenger RNA. The record is from the annotation of a GenBank genome assembly. Lineage: Eukaryota; Metazoa; Arthropoda; Insecta; Hemiptera; Aphididae.
AGUGAAAAGAAAACUUGUACAGUUUAUCAGUUUUUAGCGAUUUUAAUGUUUUGUUAUAUUUAUUCCUUGCUUUUAGUAAAUUAUAAUUCAUUAAAUUAUGCCGAAAGUUCGACGAAGCCGAAAACCUCCUCCCGAUGGAUGGGAACUCAUUGAACCCACACUUGAAGAAUUGGAACAGAAAAUGAGAGAAGGUAUUGAUUUUAUUCGUUAAUUUUUGUUGAGUUUUCAAUAUUCCUAAUGAUUAUAAUGAUAAUUGAUAACUCAUUAUAAAUCAUAGUACCUGAUCGUUUGGAAUUCAUUGUGUAUGUUUAAAUCAGUUGGAAUGUGUAUAUUACUGGCAAUGUGAAAUUCCGAGCAAUGUGUACAUUGUCCGGGUAAUUUGAAUCAUAAAUAAAAACAAGUUAAUUAAACAAUUUAAAUAAGUUAAUAAUUUUUUUUUAUGAUAUAUUUAUUAUUUAAUUUAUUUUUAUUUCUUCUCCUCUUUCACCUUCAUCUCAACUUAGGAGUCAGACACCUUUGUUAUAAUUAUCCACUUGAUCCAAUCUCCCACCUAUUUUUCAGUUUUUAAUUUAUUGUCACUAUAAUAUUUUGAAAAAAUUAAUUAUGUAUUAUUGCCUAUUUAUUUAUAAUAUUUAUAAUAUAAUAGGUAAUACUUAAAAAUAGUUAAUUAAGUAAAAUAAUUAAAAAUUAAUUUAUUAAUAUUUGCAGUUUAAAUUGUCCAUAACAUAUAUAUAUAUAUAUAUAUAUAUAUAUUUUAAAGAGUUAUAAUUAAUAUUGUUUAUGUAUAGGAUUAAAAACUGAUUUUGGUAAACAUUUUAUAAGGAAAAUGUAAUGACAAUUAAAUUCUAAAAAAAACUAAAUACAGUAAGUCUUCAUUUGACGUCGAGGUCAGGUUCCUAGAAAAUAAUGUUAACUUAGGAAAUGUUUGGUGAAAUACUUUUUACUUAUACUUUAUUAUAAUGGGUUUUUGCCAAUAAAUAACAAUGUACAUAUUAUAAUUGCACGAUUUAAUUAUUUUAUUUUUACAUUAAUUAAUUGUUUGUAUUAAAUUAUAUAGAAUUACAAACUAAAAUUAACAAAAACUUAUAAUUAGAUUUACUUACAUAUUUAGAAUUUAUUUCUUAAAAAAUGAGUCUAGUCUAAAUUUUAAGCUGUAUUAAAGGUUAAGCACAUAAAAUCGGCUUAUACAACUUAUACAAAAAUACAUAUAAAUACAUACAUAUAACAAAAAUUGUGUGAAUACAUGUAUUUCAAACGAUGUUGUACUAAAACUGUUGCAGUGUUAAACGAAACACAAGGACUUAAACUUCUGUGAGGCAAUAGCUAUACAACGUUAAAUGGGACGACGUUAAACGAGGACUUACUGUAGUUUUAACUACAGACAUUGAUAACUCGUACCAAUACAAAAUAUGAAUAAUAAAAAUCUGAAAUUUAUUAUUUUUAUUUCUAAAUAUAUUAUGUGGAUAUCAUAUUAAUUAUUAAAUAAAAGAUUUAUUUAAAUAAAAAUAUAUUUGUUAUAAGUUUUAAUAAUUGCAUAACCACAGACCUGCAUUAUUUAACACACCCUUCUAAUAUUAAAAGUUUUAAAUUAUAACCGAAAAUUAAAUCAUUAAAAUCAUUAAAAUGACCUAGGUCAUGGGUUUAUUAUACACAACGUUUUUAUAAUUUUUAAAUGUAUUAGUAUUUCCUACAUAAUGUAUAUUCAAAAUAAAUAGCAGUGUAUUAAUUAUAAUGUUUAUGUUUUUAGCUGAAACUGAAUCUCAUGAAGGCAAACGUAAAGUAGAAGCUUUAUGGCCGAUUUUCAAAAUUCACAACCAAAAAUCAAGAUACAUAUAUGAUUUGUUUCAUAGGCGCAAAGCUAUUUCUAGAGGUUAGUUUAAUAUUAAUUAAAAUUAAAAGUAUUGUUUGUAUUGUAAUUUGUUUUAGAAUUCUACUAUUUAAUACAUUGUUAAUUUUAUUACUGGUUAAAUACUUAUCUUUUAUAAAAUAUUAAAUUUCAAUAUCAAAUAUACCUUCUGGAUUAAUUCAAUAUUAAGUAUACGUAAAAUGAUUUACAAAAAAAAAAAAUUAAGUACAUAUUGUAGUACAAUAUAUUGUGAUCAUAUUUUUACAUGUACAUUACAUUUUUAUAUGGUGUUGGUAUUAUUAUUGGCAAUAUUUUAUCUAUAUUUGAUUGGUAGAAUCUCCAACUAGAAAAAUGUUGAAAUAUCAAAAUCACCUAUGUCCAAAAUAAAUGCACCACAGCUAUAUUUUCCAUUUGCCCAUUUUCCAUAUUUUUGUUCACCUGACUUUUGUAUUCAAAGAAAUUAUGUUGAAACCUUAAAAUCCAAUUUUUUAUGAAAAUAAUUUUAAAACAUACAUUCAGAAGUACAAAACUUACAAAACAUUCAGUGUUGUCUUAUUUAUUUUAGAACUGUAUGAUUUUUGCCUUCAUGAAAAAAUUGCUGAUCAAAAUUUAAUAGCAAAAUGGAAGAAACAAGGUUAUGAAAAUCUGUGUUGUCUUCGUUGUAUUCAAACCAGAGAUACAAAUUUUGGUACAAGCUGUAUCUGCAGAGUUCCAAAAUCGAAAUUAGAAGAAGUAAAUUUAAUAUAUUAUUUAAAAACAAAAGUAUUAUAAUUAAUUCCUAUUUUCUAUUUUUUUUCCAGGGUCGAAUUGUUGAAUGUGUACACUGUGGAUGUAGAGGUUGUUCUGGAUAAAUAAACACACGUUUACACUCUUAUUUUAACACAUUUUACAUUUUUUAAUAUACGUGAUGAAUUAAUUUCAAUAUUAUUAUAUGUAUGAAUAAGACUGAAAAUAAUACAGUUUGCUAUCUAACUAAAAUUUUAAUAAAGAAAUAUUUUAAUUAGACAUUUUUUAUAUUCCAAUAAGAGUUACUUGAAAAAUAAUUAUAAUAGUAAACUAAUAAUCAAAUGAAUGCACAGAAUUGAAAAUAGAAAUUAUAAUGUCUUAAUUUUAAGAUGGUUAAAAAUUAAAAUAUAAUUUUAUAAUGUAAUGCAUGUGUUUUAUUUAUCUUUUGGUAUUUAUCAUGUAUUUGAGUACAAUUUCUCUGCUCAAUUUUAAAAUGCAUAC